AUGAAAGCAAAGCCUUCCGCCAUCCCGACAGGGGAAGAAGGAAAAAAUCCCGACGGAAGUUGGGCUAAGGUUGUCUCAGAAAAGGAUAAAAGGAAAAAAAGGAAGGAAGACAAGAAGAAGCAGACGAUUGAAAAACCAAGUAGCUUUGAAAAAAAAGAAGAGGAACACCGACGCCAUCAAAGUGUGGAUGGAAGACGGAAAAGUGCCUCAAAAAAAAUUAUAGAAGAACUUUUUGCCACCGUCAAUCCUGCGGAAACAGAAACAGAGGUUCUGUCCAUAAGAAGAACAAAAAAGCAGGAUUUGCUUUUUGUUUUAAAAAAGGGACGGAACUUCUUUACGUUUAGCAGUAGAGUGACCGAAGCUCCUAAAGAAAAAGCGAGUGUUUCACCCUUGGUGACAAAGAGAUCUUUGGAAAUUAGUGAUCUGGACGAGACAGCGGAAAUUAAAGAUGUCGAGGAGGCUUUAAAAAAAGCUGUGGACAGGACCGAUCUAGAGAUGUCCUGCAGACUCUUGAAUCUGCACGGUGUAGUCAAGAUGGCAGCUGUUCAACUACCAGAUGCAGAUGCAGAUGCUCUGCUCAAGGCCGGUAAGAUAAAAAUUGAAUUAUUAUCCUUAAUAGAAUCCUUAAUAGAAAAACAGCUAUUUUUUUGGCUGGAGUUUGAGAGUGACGGUCGUGAUUAG
Molecule: messenger RNA, 681 nt
Organism: Leptopilina heterotoma
Lineage: Eukaryota; Metazoa; Arthropoda; Insecta; Hymenoptera; Figitidae
Exons: 2
Coding region: 1-681 (226 amino acids)
Source: RefSeq, a predicted model, not a curated record